CUGGUAGCUGCCGGGCUUCCCUUUGUGGCGGAGCCGCCGGGCCGGGCGCUGCCACUUGGUGCCGGCUCCACGGGGCAGUUGCAGCCUCGGCCGCUGCACGCUGAGGGUUGUGCAAGGCCAGGCUCCUCCUGCCCGUGUUAGCCAGCCCAGCGCACUUUUAUGUCGCAAGGGGGGCCCUCGCUGGGCCCGCUGCUGGUGCUUUCAGCCCCGCGUUUACCCCCGGGGUGCUGGGGCUGCCCGCCUGAGGGGUGCUGCUCUCCAGCCGCGCCUCAUGGCGGGGCCCCGCCUGGUCGGGGCGGGGACGGCACCAGCCCGGCCCCCUCCUUCCCUCCCUGCCUCUUUCCCUGCCUCUUUCCCUGCCUCCCUCCCAGCCUCGGCCGGGGACGGAGCCGCCGCCGCCCUCUCCUCAGGUAUGGACGCGAAGAAAUGCAGUGUGUGGAUGUUUUUGCCUCUUGUGUUUACCCUGUUUACGUCAGCUGGAUUAUGGAUAGUGUACUUUAUAGCAGUGGAAGAUAACAAAAUUAUUGCACUAAAUGUACCAGAGAGGAAGCCUGGUUCCAAAAGACCACCUUAUAUAAGUAUUGCAGGUGACGCUCCUCCUGCAAGCUGCGUGUUUAGCCAAGUCAUGAACAUGGCAGCAUUUCUAGCACUUGUCGUCGCUGUCCUGCGCUUCAUUCAGCUGAAGCCGAAGGUGCUGAACCCGUGGCUGAACGUCAGCGGCCUGGUGGCGUUGUGCUUGGCCUCGUUUGGGAUGACCUUACUCGGCAACUUUCAGCUUUCAAACGAUGAGGAGAUCCACAACGUGGGUACAUCGCUGACCUUUGGCUUUGGGACUCUGGCGUGCUGGAUCCAGUCUGCCCUCACCCUCAAGAUCAACCUGAAGAACGAGGGACGGAAAGUGGGGAUCCCACGGGUCGCCCUGUCAGCCAGCAUCACCCUCUGCGUGGUGCUCUAUUUCAUCCUGAUGGCUCAGGGCAUCCACAUGCACGCUGCCAGGAUCCAGUGGGGCCUGGUGAUGUGCUUCCUGUGCUACUUCGGCACGUUUGCGGUGGAGUUCAGGCACUACAGAUUCGAGAUCGUUUGCUCUGAGUACCAGGAAAACUUUCUGAGCUUUUCUGAAAGCUUGUCGGAAGCCUCUGAGUACCAGACAGAUCAGGUGUAGCCUGUCCUCUGGCAGGGGGGAGGGAGGCAGGCGUGGUCCCAUGGUUCGACAUGACCUCAUUUACACUUGUUUUGAUGAGUUUGUUUUCCACGUGCAAUCAUGAUCGUAUUGCCAAAGGGCUCUGAGAGUGGCUGUCUCAUUAAGAGCCACACAAAAGCAGCUGCCUGCUGGAAGAGGGUUCUUUCUGAACCGCGGUGCCAGAGAGCACGAGGUGUUUGAUUAGUGCUACCAGGGACUUUGUCAGCAACUCUGUCGCACUCUUGAUGCUGAAGAUGUUCAACGGCCAGUCCUCACAAUGCCCCUCCGAGGUAGGCACAGCUCCUGGAAAGGAGAUGAAGGAAACAAACCUCUCUGGGCGCAGAGUCCUCAGAUGUCACUGGUUCCUGAGUCACUGGGCUGCACCUUUCAUGUCUUACUGCGUUGUUUUCUUGGCUGCUGAGCUGACAGGCGUAACCUGGUAGCGUAAGAACAGCGGCCGUUUCUUCUGGACUGGGAAUCUGACCCAAAGGGACCGGCACUUAUGGCGAGCAGGUGGGGCCUUUCUUCCAUCCUGGAAAGCAGCGGAAGGCACAGCAGGGUUGGGGAGACACCACGCUGCGACCAGGCCUGCCUGGCAGCAGGGAGGACUGCGGUGCCCAGGCCCGAGGAGGGUGCACACGGGAGCGCUAUGCGAGGUGUGGUGUUGCGGACACCACAGUGGGGACUGACGGAAACAAGGUGCUGAAGGAAGAUGGGAAUGGCUGUAUGCUCUAAAGAUGACCCGGAAGAGGCUGCUCUUUUAAGUGUUUAGUGUAUCCACUACAUAUCGUGUAAUAUUUUAAAAGCUUUUUUUUUUUUUAGUUGUUCGCAGAGGGGUAAAAGCCUGCAGUGAAAAUGGAAUCAUUGCAGGUGGAUUUUAUGGGGCAGAGGGUGGCUGGUUGGUGGUGGUUUUUUUUUUUUUUUUUUUUUUUUCCUCAUGGACUUAGAAGUCAAACUUCAGACACGCUUCAGCCCUGCGUGGGAUCCAAACCUCUCCAUGUGGCCAGUUUUCCUGAGAGGACUUGCAAGGUACUUGGGGGCAGUGCUGCCCUGGAGGCUGGGGGCCUCGGCCUGGGGAUGGCAGGCGCUGGAUGGAACCCGCACAACUACGCGAGCUUCUCCCUCCUUGGGGACAUGGAAUUAACUGGACCUUUUCUCAGAGCUGAGUCACCAAAAGCAAGAGUAGCUUUGCUGUGCCCUCCAGGUGGAGCUUGAAUUCAAAGGCUGAUGGGAAUAUAACAAGAAGAAACUUCCUACAGCCAAGAUGGUCUGUGGGCAAAGAGAAAGCAGGAGCCCAAAGCCUGUAUCUGAAAACCUCUGAGCAUGGGAAGGCUGCUGGAUUGGCCAGGCAGGGGAUGGAUGGGAGACAUUUUCCAUUUUCCUCAGGCUCUCCUGUCUGAGCUGACACGGGGCAUCUCACUGCCCCUGCAGGAAAAGAAGCAGGAAUGAAAAUGGUGGCAGGAAGCGUUUGAAGGGCAACUCUUACCGUACCAUGGCAUUUCUGACAGAAACGGAAAGGGCACGAGGGCGUACAGUGCUCUGCAAAGGUCAGGGGCCAAUCCAGCAAGGAGAAAUGGUCAAGAAAAACUUCUGUCUAAACCAGCAUAAAGGGAGAGUUCAGCCAGCCCCCUCCUUGAUCCUUCUUGGGCCAAAAGCCACAUUCAGGGAGGGAGGUGCUGAGGCUGCGUGUCGUCCCCCGACACACUGGAUGCAGAGGGAGCACAGAGCAGUGCUUUAAGUGUGUUUUACUGUAAAUAGUCCACUGUAGGUUUUUUUUUUCCUAAAUCAAUUACUACUUUCAGUUUAUCAUUUUAUAUUUUGUAAUAAUUUUAACAAAGAAAACAUGAGAUGAUGUUUGUGAUUUGUUUUUCCUUUUCCUAUAUGCAAUCCAAACUGAACUUCAGGUUUUUGGUGAUAACUCUGUACAUUUCUUACAGUAUUUCUAAAAGCACAUUUCAGUAUAACUAAAUGACAACCGAUAUACACUGAAACAUGACCACUCAGUAAAGUGCUUUUAUGGAGAAAGAGAGUUUUAUUUUUGUCCCCUAUCCCAUGCAUAGCUUUAUGAGGGCAAAGGCAAAACAGAAGGCGUUUACACCGUCAUGAUGCAAAUUAACACUAUACAAAGCCAGGGACUGACUACUCAGCCAUGCAGGCACACUGAUUGUAACGGUGCUAAUUAGCAGGCUCUUUCUAAGAGGAAGAUCACGCAGCCCAGCGAGGCAGUCGGACUAGCUGCCUCACAGCUGCCACCGAGAGUUUCGGAAGGGCAGUGCUGGGAUGAGGUGGUUCCCUCCCCCAGCGCUUUUCUCUUGCUCAUUCUCCCUGCCGCAGCCUCAGCAGGGCCAGCUGUGGAUGCGCAGCAGGGCUCGGGGAGGCGGCACGCACAUGCUGCUGGUCUGCUCUGGCCAUUUGGUUGCCAGAGCCAUGAGGGCAAUCUCCAGCGCAGCCGCACAGACACGAGUAAGCAGCAAGCGAUGCCCGUGCACCAGGUGCCAGCAGCAAGGUGUCAGACUGCCUCUGCCCUGGCAUGGUUUAACCUCACUGUGGCUCUCUCCAAGUCGCUGCUGAAAUCACGAGCUGGGCAGGGAGGUAAUGCUGCUUCCUCUGCAGGACAGGCUUGUCCGCCACCACAAAAUGGACCAGGGACGGCGAAAGCAGAAAAAAACCCAAAGUGUU
Cygnus olor (mute swan) is the source of this 3859-nucleotide messenger RNA. RefSeq names its product transmembrane protein 150C (gene TMEM150C). The record is from RefSeq and is a predicted model, not a curated record. The transcript has 8 exons. The coding region runs from base 272 to 1162 and encodes 296 amino acids. Lineage: Eukaryota; Metazoa; Chordata; Aves; Anseriformes; Anatidae.